This is a messenger RNA of Penicillium argentinense, 573 nucleotides long. Its product is annotated as Ribosome biogenesis protein RLP24. The transcript is spliced from 2 exons. NCBI's taxonomy places the organism in Eukaryota, Fungi, Ascomycota, Eurotiomycetes, Eurotiales, Aspergillaceae. Bases 1 to 573 code for a protein of 190 amino acids. Gene Ontology annotation, biological process: ribosomal large subunit biogenesis. Gene Ontology annotation, cellular component: nucleolus. The record is from RefSeq and is a predicted model, not a curated record.
AUGCGCGUGGAGACCUGUCAUUUUUGUUCCCGCCCCGCCUUCCCGGGUAAGGGAAUCACAUUCGUCCGCAAUGACGCUCGACAAUUCCGAUUCUGUCGGUCCAAGUGCCACAAGAACUUCAAGAUGAAGCGCCAGCCCCGCAAGUUGAAGUGGACCAAGAGCCACCGUGCCGCCCGUGGUAAGGAGAUGAUCGUCGACUCGUCCCUUGUCCUGUCCCAGUUCGCCAAGAAGCGCAACGUCCCCGUCAAGUACGACCGCAACCUCGUCGCCGCCACUGUCCAGGCCAUGCAGCGCGUGGAGGAGAUCCGUCAACGCCGCGAGCGCGUCUUCACCAAGCGCCGCCUUGCUGGCAAGAUUGCUCGCGACCGCCAGCGUGAGGCCGACCGCAAGGUUGUCGCCCAGGGCGAGCACCUUAUUCGCAAGGAACUGCGCGAACAGGCCGAGGGUCGCCCUCUGGUGGCUGAACAGAGCAAGGUUGCCAACCGGGUUCAUGGCGAGGAGAGACUCCGCCAGAAGAAGAAGUCCAAGGUUCUGGUGGAUGGUGGGGUCGAGGAGGAGAUGGAUAUGGACUAA